Messenger RNA from Camponotus floridanus (Florida carpenter ant), 1861 nucleotides. Its product is annotated as serine protease 53. The coding region runs from base 256 to 1809 and encodes 517 amino acids. Gene Ontology annotation, biological process: proteolysis. The record is from RefSeq and is a predicted model, not a curated record. Gene Ontology annotation, molecular function: serine-type endopeptidase activity. The transcript is spliced from 13 exons. NCBI's taxonomy places the organism in Eukaryota, Metazoa, Arthropoda, Insecta, Hymenoptera, Formicidae.
UUUAUAUGUUAAUCGCUAGACAGCAGUCGUUGCCGAUGUCGGCAAGUGUGCAGUCUGGUACGUACGGCACUCUUUUGCCCCUCGUAACAAUCCUCGAAAUAUCCCGUAUAAGUAGACAUCUGCCAUAUUUCAAGGCAAUAUUGGUUGCAUCGUCAGGAGAUAAGAGUUUUUCGUCUUGAGAUGAGAAACUUGAUUCCAAUAUAAAAGCCAGUCCGUGUACACGACAUUAGUCUGUAUACUUGUACAAAGUACAAGAUGUUACGAAGUUUCGCUUCCUAUCUCCUUUUCAUUGGAGGUUUCGCAUCCUUCCUGCGACCGGCUUUCUUUCUUGACCCUAGGAUCGUGGGAGGUAGGAUAGUUGAUAUAAUCCAGCAUCCUUAUCAAUUGAGCCUCCAUCGAAAUUCAAGCCAUUUUUGCGGAGCUACUAUCAUUAGUAAUAAGUGGGUUAUCUCUGCAGCUCAUUGUGUAAGUUCGAAUAGUAGCGUUUAUGGAGUCGAUGGAGGAAGUAACACCAGAGACAAGGGUGUCUAUUAUCCAGUUAAAAGGAUCAUUCGACAUGAGGCUUACAAUGACUUGACGAUCGAUUACGAUAUUGCUCUUCUUGAAGUCGACGGCGAAAUCAGAUUUAACGAUAAGAUGCAGCCAGUGAAGCUGGCGGAAAAGGAACUCGCGAGUGGUGUUAUAGUGAACGUUACAGGAUGGGGUGCGGUGAAGUCGGGUGGAACAGGGUCAUCUGUGUUAAGGGGAGUAUCAAUUCCAAUCGUAGACAGAAAAACGUGUCAAGACAGAUACAAAUCAGGCAGGCACAUCACCGACAGAAUGAUCUGUGCGGGCUACACGGAGGGUGGCAAAGAUUCGUGUCAAGGUGAUUCGGGCGGACCGCUCACCGCCAAUGGCACGCUCUACGGAAUCGUAUCCUGGGGAAAUGGAUGCGCCCUGCCAUUGUACCCUGGUGUUUACACCAACGUUGCAGAUCUUCGCUGGUGGAUAAAAUUAAAAAGCGAAAAUCUUUUUAUACGUAAAUCGUUAGUUACACACAUCACACGCAUGAAUGAUCAGUGCAAGAAAAUGUCCAAGAUAUUUUUCCUCUUUUUCUGCAUCUUUUUGAUACAUACCGUUAAUACCGAAAGCCAUCAAUAUGUGGACAUCGAGGAUUAUCCAUACCACGUAUCGAUCCAAAUAUUUGGACGUCACAUUUGCAGCGGCGCAUUCAUACACGAAUCAUGGAUUAUGACUGCGGCAUCCUGCGUUUUCAGUGCAGAAUUAUCGAAAGUAUCCGUACGCGUUCGUUCCUCUUAUAUUUGCGCGAUAUGUGGCGAUAGCUUAGAAAUAAGCAAUAUUGUAAUUCAUGAAGAUUUCAAUAAGUGCGUAUAUUUCAACGAUAUAGCAUUGAUAAAGCUAAAGAAUCCCGCAGAGUUCGGAGAAAAGUUGCUUCCUAUCGGGCUUCCAGAGAAGGAGAAUGAAAUCGAAGAUGGAACACGUUGUGUCGUUACUGGCUGGAAACCGGAGCUCAAACCGGCCAGGAUUCAACGGCUCGCAGCGGCCGCUGUGGCGAUCAUAAAUCAACGUACGUGCAAAGAGAGAAUGCCGAGCUACAAGCCGUUGUCCAAAGAGAUGCUGUGUGCCGUUAACACGACCCACCCGUCGGAAAGGUGUCAGGGUGAUCUAGGUGCGCCUCUAGUCUCGGAGCAAACGCUGAUUGGCAUUCUAUCCUAUGGAUUAGGAUGCGAAACCGGGACACAUCCGGGAGUCUAUACUCGUAUCAGCAGCUACUUAUCUUGGAUCUUUGUGAACUCCGGUAUCUAUUAGAAGGGCUUAGAGACAGUGUGUAAAAUCAUUACAUCUAAUCCCAAUUAAUUAU